UUUCUACCGCAUAGCUGCGUCCCUUAGCUUGUAUGAAUGUAGUUAGAAUGUAGGCCAGGCCCCGAGGGCCGUCUUCUAAGCUGGAUUUUAGUACGAAUUCUUGCUGAAUGAGAAAACGAAAGAGCGAACUUCCAUUUCUUCGUAGAAACGCCAAAUAUAAUGCUAAAUUUAAAUUUUAUUGAUAACAAAAUAAUAUUUUUCUGGAGCUGAAUCUACGUUUUAAACGGUGUCUCGAACGUAAUAGCAGUCAAUAUACGAUUCAACUGACAAGGGCGACAAGGCUGUCAAUGUCCAUCUGUCAUAAUUUCAUGUUUUGAGGUUAUGCGAUAUUGCUAAACAGGCUAAGAAUAUUGUUGCGAAAACUAAAAUAAAUUGAUAGACUUGCUGAUUCGGGCGAUAUUACUACAACUUCUUAAGAAAAUACGCAAUGAAAAAUUAAAUGAGUAAUGGAGGAUUUAACACAGAAAUUACUUCAGGCAAAAACACUUACUAAUGCAUUGAUACAGGCAAUGUUUAUAUCUGCAAAGAAACUUCAGUCAGUAGAACAGAACAGUGAAACAUGGGAUAAAAUAACACAAGUUCUUUGGCUUCAACUACAAUCAGGGCUUCUCAAGUUAGAUGACCAGUUACUUUGUUCAACAUGUUUAUACACUAUCAUUCCUUUAACUGGAAAAGAGGAGUUCUAUUUAAAACAAGUAUUACAAGGCAUUGAUCAUGAAAUUAACCAGAGGAAAAAUGAUGUGAUGAUAAAUCCCAAGACAACAUGGACAGUGUCCUUGAUGUAUGGAAUGUUUCAAUCUAACUUUCUGACUAGAUCCAGUAAGGCAAAUACGACUUUAGAGGUUCUUCUGAAUUCUAUUAUUGAUUUGCUCAUUCAGAUGGCAUAUGAUUACUCAAGGAACACUUAUAUUGUUUUCAAAACAAUAAGCUCUUUCAAGAAAGUAUGUGGGACACAACUUCAAGAAUGCAUAUUUACACAAGGUAAUCAAGUAAGAUUGUUAAAUUUAGUAAAUCAUAAUUGGGAAAAUCCUAUCACAGGGGUAAGAGAUCUAAAUAAAACCAUAUUUCAGGCACUGAUAUCUCUAAUGGAUGGUACAACAUACCAAAAUAUUGUUAAAGAAAUUAAUAGGUUUUAUUGGAAUAAAGCCAAGUAUUUAAUGCUCGCAGAAAUGAUAGGACAAUGUAAAGGGAAUAUCUCAAUUUUUUUUAAAGAAAGUGAUUGGCUAACUGGCUUAUCAAGCAGCUUAGAAAAACCAGGUUUAGUUUCAGCAGGAACUGAUAUGUAUUUUGCACUUUUGAAGAACUUGGCCACUGAAGAUGACUGGGUCCAAAUGUUCCUGCCAACAGUUGAUAGUAUUUUAAAUGGGGAAAGUACAAAGGCAAUUGAACAUUUUAACAACUACUGGUGUUUACAAACCUUCAAGAAGUUUCCGUCUUUAGUAAAGCAGUUUGAAGUUAUAUUUGAAAAUACUGAAGAGCUGGAAAGAAAACUGUAUAACAGCUUGUCUAUUUUUAAACAGGCAAAUAAGCUUGGGCUUGUUCAGAAGAAUUGGAACUCAACAAAAGAUUACAGUUUAGAAUUAAUGGUGGUGCAAGGAAUAGAACACACCAAUGUGGAUAUAAGGAUGGCUGCAUUUGAUAUCCUUUGUGAAUUUCAAGGUAAAACUAUACCUAUUCAAUUAGAAUUCGAGCUUGUAUUAAAUUAUGUAAAAAAUAAUAUAAAUUCUGACUGUACUGUGCUGAGACUUGGAAUGUUGAAGUGCCUUAAAAACUUCUUGAUGCAAACUCAUGCUGCUUUCACCACACACUGUAAAAAUAAUGAGCAUGUGGACUAUCAAUAUCUUAAAAAAUUCUUGAUAGCCUUGCAGGAACUUGUUGUUUCUAAUUUAAAUGUAAAGGGCAAUUAUCAAAGAAAUAUUACAUCUGUAAAGGUAUGCAGUAUUGUGUGGGAGUGCUUGAUCGACAUACCAAAAAACAAAAAGAAUCAAACUAGACACAGUGACACAACUUUGUAUAAAAUGUUACUUGAUGACAGGAAAUGGUUGCUAUCAGAAGAAGCAUUUGUUAAAAAGUUAAUAAGCUUGCUACAGGAUCCAUCAGACGAUAUAAGAGAAAAUGUAGUUAAUCUACUUUUAAAUUAUUACUCGUCUGCCUUUAAGAAAACGAACUUAAUGAUAAAUCAUGUAAUAGAUGAAGCAUUGAAAAGUAUUGGAGGUAAAUUUUUCUAUGAAAUCAGUUGUGGUCAAAGUAUGUUUAAAUUGAUUAUUAGUAUUCUGUUAAAGGAAAAACUUGAUCUAGCCAGAUUUCAAACUGUUGAAGAUGUUUUUACUUUUGCAUUUAAUGAGCUGACAAAUGAAAACGAAUUAAACAGGGAUAUUUUAGAGUCGAUUGAAAACGGAAAACAGUUGCAUUCCUUCAUGGAUAUAAUGCUAGUUGUGUUAGAUGUCUGUGACCAGAAGUCUUAUAAUAUUCAAAUAUCCGAUGAAGAAAUAAUAAGGCUUCUUAAAACAUUGGACAACAUAUCUAAUCAUUUUGCCUGGGAGGAAAAUUCGUCAAGUUCAGAUUUUUCUAAAAUGAAUGAUAUGGUGGAGCAGAUCAUUAAUAAAUCGGGGUUCUCGUCUAAAGCCGACAAAGAUAACACGAAGAUAUCUGGUAUUCAUCAAAUGGUCCUCAAUUCUAUUUGGCUAAAUGUAAAGGCAUGCUGUGAUUUGGCAUCGCUUAUGAUUCGGCACUGUGAUCAAGUACAGUAUAUAGAAAAAUUCCUGCUCAUAAUAACACGCGUUUUGGAAAGUUCACGACAUAAAGGAGCUAUUGAAGCUGCGGGCGCCGCUCUUGGUCAAGCUAUUCAAUAUUUGACAUCCCUCCCUGAUGAAGUGGACAUUUCUAGCAUACCGCAUGUGUUGCUCAAAAACAAGCUUAAGGAGUUAAUAACCGAAGCCAGUAAAAUGGCAUCUAUAACCAGACGAGGUGCUGGAUUAUCUAUUAUGGUCCACAGAAUAGUAUCUAGUGACAUGAAAAAGGGAAAGCCUUUAUUUCAUUACUUUAUGAACAUGAUAUUGGAAACCUGCAGUCACUCCGAAGACCUACCUGAGAAAUUACACGGGAAUACAGAUAUUGAAAACGAAAAGGAUCUACCAAAAGCCAUCUACAUUCACUUUCUGACAAGAAUAGUUGUAGAUAGCAGUAUAGCUUCCGAUGUUAUGUACUACUCUCCACAAUUGGCCAAACUUGCAUUUGAUAAUUUGACGAGUCCCCAUUGGCAAAUAAGAAAUGCUGCUCUCCAACUCUAUGGUGCUUUAGUUCCAAAACUAAUAGGCCAGAAAAAAGCAUCUGGGACAGGAGAUGAGAACAUAGCUACAGUAGCUUGUGAUGAAAUACGCACGCAUUCCCCGAAAUUAUGGCUGUACAUUAAUCAUCAACUAAGAAACAUCAGUACAUCUGAUAAAGUACUGGCACAUUCCAAUUUAGUGCCCAUACUGAAUAUGUUGGCGAAUAGUGCUAUAAGGUACAAUUUUUCCUCUGACACAACGGAGGAAACGUCAUCUCAUUUAAAUUUGUUACAAAGUUUAAUUUGUCUUCUGGAUAGCCCCAUCUACACUGUAAGACGUCUUACUGCCAAAUCCAUAUUUAACAUUUUCUCAUUUGAUGUAAUUUAUAAGUCAUUGAUGAAACAUGGACUGGUAUCAGAAAACUUUUUGCAUGGAGUGCUCAUAUUGUUGGCACAUUGCUAUAAACAUAAUAAAGAGACAAAAGCUCAGUUCCAACUGAUAAAGCAAGUUAUUCAGAGUCAACUUUACAAAGGCAGACAUUCCUAUGUGUGUAAGGAACUGUAUGAAGAUAUUUUUGAAUUUGAUGUGAGUGUUGACACAUUACUGGACACUAUGACAGAAUUAGAUACAUAUGGUUUUGCACCCGGAAUUCACUCUUGGGCAAAUGCGCGAGCAAGAAAAUGUGUUAAAAAUAUUUCUUGGUAUGAAAUAUCACAUGUGAUAGAAAUAUUUACAAACAGAACUGGAUUUGAGAACUGUUGUAAAGAUCUGCUAGACAAAAUAAAAUGUGAGUUUGUAGAAAUUCCUAACGAUGUGUUAACAAAUAUUGCAGAAUUGCUAUUGGCAUGUAACAAUAAAUUUAGCAGCAGCGAAAUAUGGAAAAUUCUCUACAAGAUAUCUCAAUUAGUAGAUAUAAAUUGUUUUACUGGACCUUUACUGCACGCAAUACAAACAAAUGGUCAUAUAUAUAAAUUGCGCUACUUACUGCCAUUUACUGUACGGAUUUUGUUAGGUAAAAAUGAUGCAAAAAGUGUUGUAUAUUUGUCAAAAGAAGUUUUAAAAUUAUGCGACCCUGAGUCUGUUGAUGUAGAAAUGAGAUACAUUGCAGCAUUAGCAAAUAACGAAUUAUCAAGUUCAUUCCAUAGUUUAUCAGAUGCUGUAAAAGUUACCAUGAUCGAGUCCGCUAUUAUACUUUUACAAGAUGAAGAUGAGGAUGUAAGGAUACUGAGCACCACUUUCUAUAAAAAUAUUAGCCAAUCAAAAAUACUACCUCAUCCAUACCUAUGUUUGCAAAAAUUAAUGGAGCCUAAACUUCUGAAUAGAGUUUUAUCAAAUCCUCAAAGAGGAAUAAACACAAUUGUUCAAGAUUUAACAGCACUUCUAACUAAAACUAAUAAUGUAAAUGCAAGUGACAGCUACAAUCCUUUUGCUAAUGAUUCUAAGAACAUCUAUUUAGAAGUAGAGAUCUUGCAACAACUAGUAAACAAUUUGAAUGUAUCGCAAUAACUUAAUAUUUUGGUCCAAAAUAAAUUAUUUUGAUGGGUUUGAA
Molecule: messenger RNA, 4818 nt
Organism: Cydia pomonella (codling moth)
Lineage: Eukaryota; Metazoa; Arthropoda; Insecta; Lepidoptera; Tortricidae
Product: cytochrome c oxidase assembly factor 6 homolog
Exons: 7
Coding region: 447-4775 (1442 amino acids)
Biological process (GO): respiratory chain complex IV assembly; tRNA methylation
Cellular component (GO): respiratory chain complex IV; cytosol; mitochondrion
Source: RefSeq, a predicted model, not a curated record